AUGGCGACGAAGGUGCAGAAGAUCAUGACGCAGCCGAUCAACCUUAUCUUCCGGUUCCUGCAGAACAAGACGCGGGUGCAGAUCUGGCUGUAUGAGAACACGGAGCUGCGGAUCGAGGGCAAGAUCAUCGGCUUCGACGAGUACAUGAACCUCGUGCUGGACGAAGCGGAGGAGCUGCUGAUGAAGAAGAAGGAGCGAAAACCGCUCGGGCGCAUCCUGCUCAAGGGCGACUCCAUUACCCUGAUGAUGACGGCGCAGUCAUCAUGA
Messenger RNA from Emiliania huxleyi CCMP1516, 267 nucleotides. Its product is annotated as small nuclear ribonucleo protein. Gene Ontology annotation, biological process: mRNA splicing, via spliceosome; spliceosomal snRNP assembly. Gene Ontology annotation, molecular function: RNA binding. Bases 1 to 267 code for a protein of 88 amino acids. The record is from RefSeq and is a predicted model, not a curated record. Lineage: Eukaryota; Haptophyta; Isochrysidales; Noelaerhabdaceae. Gene Ontology annotation, cellular component: precatalytic spliceosome; U1 snRNP; U2 snRNP. The transcript has a single exon.